Cottoperca gobio is the source of this 3398-nucleotide messenger RNA. It is a transcript of the gene hsf2, whose product is annotated as heat shock transcription factor 2. The coding region runs from base 202 to 1788 and encodes 528 amino acids. The record is from RefSeq and is a predicted model, not a curated record. Gene Ontology annotation, molecular function: DNA-binding transcription factor activity; sequence-specific DNA binding. The transcript is spliced from 12 exons. Gene Ontology annotation, biological process: regulation of DNA-templated transcription. Lineage: Eukaryota; Metazoa; Chordata; Actinopteri; Perciformes; Bovichtidae.
ACAUAUUAAAGAGUGGUGACGACAAGGAACGAAGUUCUCCUUGUACAUAUUAACAGAUUUCUUAGGAUAUACGUAAAAAUAUGUUUUGACCAAUCCGCUCGCGCUGACCAGAACCGGAAAUUGUAAACUACUGGCAUCAUUAUUUUGUCAAAGCAACAGACUGAGCAGCUUCUCACUCGAGCUGUUUUUUGGAUUAUCGAGAUGAAACACAACUCAAACGUCCCGGCUUUCCUCACCAAACUGUGGACACUGGUAGAGGAUGCAGACACCAACGAGUUUAUCUGCUGGAGUCAGGAGGGCAACAGUUUUCUGGUGUUGGACGAGCAGCACUUUGCCAAGGAGAUCCUCCCCAAGUUCUUCAAGCACAACAACAUGGCCAGCUUCAUCAGGCAGCUCAACAUGUAUGGAUUCCGUAAAGUGAUGCACAUUGACACUGGCAUUGUGAAACAGGAGAGAGACGGUCCAGUGGAGUUUCAGCACCCCUACUUCAAACAUGGCCAGGACAACCUUCUGGAGAACAUCAAAAGGAAGGUUUCCAACACUCGGCCAGAGGACAACAAGAUUCGACAGGAAGACCUAACCAAGAUCUUGGCGACUGUUCACAGUGUUCACAGCGAACAGGAGAGCAUCGACGUCCGUCUGGCAACACUCAAGAGGGAGAAUGAAGCUCUGUGGAGAGAGAUCUCAGAUCUGAGACAAAUACAUGCCCACCAACAGCAGCUCAUCAAAAAGCUGAUACACUUUAUUGUCACAUUGGUACAGAACAACCGCAUCCUGAAUUUAAAACGCAAAAGGCCACUUCUCAUGAACAGCAAUGGAAAGAAGCCCAAAUACAUUCAUCAGAUCUAUGAUGACAAAGUGUGUGUGGAGCAGUCGUCUAUCAACAAUCUGAAUGAAGUGAUGGACUCGGAGAUCACAGAUGACGUGAUCAUCUGUGAUCUGACUGAGAGUGAUGCCGAGGUGGCGGCUGAGAUCACAGAGCGCUCACCCAGAGCCUACGAGCAAGGUGAUGUAGAGAUCGUGGAAGUAGAGUUGGACAGCUGUGGGUUGCUGGCAGCGGAGACGGAGGUGAGCACCACCCGCAUAGAUGACAGCCCCAGACAGACGGAGGCUGGUAUGUCAGCAGCAGCAGAGGACAGCCAGAGGAGCAGCACGCUAGACAGCAGCGGAACAACUAGCAGCGCCCUGCAGCUCAAUAAAGCUUCAGGCCUGAGUCUGGAGGACCCCAUCAAGAUGAUGGACUCCAUACUGAAUGAGAGCGGAGCCAUAUCACAGAACAUCAACCUGCUGGGCAAGAUGGAGCUGAUGGACUAUCUGGACAGUAUUGACUGCAGUCUGGAGGACUUCCAAGCCAUGCUUUAUGGAAAACAGUUUGGCAUGGACUUUGAUGCCCUCGAGGAGAGUUUGUCCAAAGACAACACGGCACAGCUCAGCAGAGGCAGGACAGAGGACGUCAACACAGAUAAGCAGCUGAUCCAGUACACGUCUUGCCCCCUGCUGGCCUUCCUGGAUGGCUGCAUUCCUCAUGCAGAGCAGGACGUGAGCCCCGGUGGCAGCAGCUCCUCCAUUAAUACCCCUCAGCCCUCCUCCAGCCCCGGUGCUUGUGUGGAGGCGGAGCCGCCCUUGGAGUUGCUGGACCCCAGCCUGGAGUCGAAGCAGCCGGCCCGCAGCUCUCUGAUCCACCUGGAGCCUCUGACCGAGGCGGAGGCAAGCGCCGAGUCGCUCUUCUACCUGUGUGAACUGAGUCCUGCUGCAGCGGAGGCCGACGCCCUGCAGGACGGAGUGUGAGCAGGGAUGUUGGUUCACCAGACUCCUCAUAGCACUCUCAUUAUGUGUUAAUGUUCCCUCACCUCUGCAAGAGGGGCUUCUGUGAGAAGCAUUACAGACGUUUGCAUUGAAGAUAACAUUUGAGUUACAGAAAUAAGCCACAUUUUCAUCAAAUAUUCUAAUAAUAGUUAACAUCCUCUGGCCGUUAUUAACCCUUUGAACCAGAGUCCAAAUAGGGCUCACAUCAUAGCCUCUAUGGACACAUCCUGUAUGUACAGUUAACAGGAAGUAUAAUGUUGCAAUAAGGAAUACUAGGAUCAUUUAAUACUGUACAUAGAGUAUGUGUGUCCAUGAAGGAUACACAUCCAUCUUCACAUCAUAAUCAUCUAUAUGAACAGUAAUCCAACUGAUUGUUGUUAUGGGAACUUCUGGACUUAUAGAUAACAUUAUACUUGUUUGUAUACCUGUUUACAUCACCCGAUGCAUGAUGGGAAGUAUAGUUCCAAAACACUAAACCUUCUAAUCCCAAAUGGAAAUAAAAAUAACAACUGCAAAAUGACAGAACCCAUAAAAACUAGCUUUGUCUUUUUGAAAUGUAAAGUAUUGUAGGCCUUAUUCAGAGAAUACAUGCAGCCUUUAAAACAGAGCUGAGCAGAGACAUAUGAGAGCUCAAUGUGUCUGAAAGUGAAACCUAUUGACUAAUGUUUUCUUCAAUGCAAUACUCUCAAAUGUCAAGAUGCCAUGAUAUCUACAAAGUGUGGCUCCUGUAAACACAAGACACAGCUUCGUCUCCUCUUCAGUAUCUUCACCAUCUGCUCCUACACCGUCAGCAAGGAGGCAUCCUCACCAACACACUGAACCAAAUGUAUUUAUUCAGAUUGUUUUUGUCUUUUGCUACAUUUGUGUCCACACAGAUUUGGACCCUUCAGGGAAAGAUUUCAGAGUCGUUCUGGAGAGCUGGGACAUUAGGUGACUGAACUGCAGACUGGACAUUAACAUUAUCAAAAGACAUUUCACAGUUUGCUCAUCACUCCUGAGACACACUUUAUAAAGUAGAUUGACAGCUGCACCACUUCUCUUAACAACAUACGUUCCUGAAGACAAACAUAAGACAGGUUGUUGUCUGUCUGUGUAACUGGAGACUUGCUCCAGUUCGUGUCCUCCAGGUGAAGCUGCCAUCCAACCGAGACUAACUAACCACUAAUACAAUAUUUGGGUCAACUUGGGUUUUCUAUGUAGGGAAGUACCCGUUAUUCUCACCUUUAUUAACACGUUGAAAAUGAACGACACCUGUUGUCAAGAAUGAAAAAGCAGCUUAAAACAUGAAUUCAUUUUUUUUAUAGAAAAACAUCCCCAAGGUCCAAGCUCCCUGUUCCAUCAGUGGACACCAGAGGUGAGAGAAAGCAGUCUGUUAAAUGUGAGCUGAUCUCCGCUGUAAAUAGUGUCUCAGUAUGUUCAUGUUGUGCUGAAGGGAAAGUCCUCUCCUGUCUCCUCUGAUAUAGUAGGUAAUAAGUGUCCACUUCAGAUACUGUGUAUAGUUGACUGUGCAUGGCCAUUUCCCUGUGAGCCGCCCUCAUCCCACCAGCUGUCAGUCAAUGUUGCUGUCACAAUAAAGCAAAUGCUACAGUACA